Aedes aegypti (yellow fever mosquito) is the source of this 2800-nucleotide messenger RNA. It is a transcript of the gene TBC1D23, whose product is annotated as TBC1 domain family member 23. The record is from RefSeq and is a predicted model, not a curated record. The transcript has 3 exons. Gene Ontology annotation, cellular component: trans-Golgi network. NCBI's taxonomy places the organism in Eukaryota, Metazoa, Arthropoda, Insecta, Diptera, Culicidae. Gene Ontology annotation, biological process: retrograde transport, endosome to Golgi. Bases 214 to 2301 code for a protein of 695 amino acids.
ACUCUGGCAAGCUGCAGUGAAAGUUGUGCAAUAAUCCUUCAAUUGGGGCUGUGUAAAGCUGAUGGUAGGUACGUUUCAAGGAGCCUGAAAGGCGGAAAAUGUCUCCCGUCGAUUGCUGCCUGCUGUUGUAAUCAUCCGUCGUGUUUGGCAACGAUUAGGAAUUUGCUACGCUGGAAUUUUCUACUUUGAGGAAGCAUCUGCCUUGAAGAAAGGAUGGAUGACAAUCUGUGGUUGAUUGAACUGGAGUCGGCACUGCUGGAUGAUUGCACUGUGGAUGACGUUUAUGCGAUAUGUGAAGGGAAGGCCAUUCCGGAUGCGCUGCGGCCGGACGUUUGGCAGGUUUGUUUGGACGUGAGGAACAAAAUGGACCAGCUAAUGCAGUUCAACGAGAUAUUCGAUCUGCCGUUUCAAUCGAAACUGAGGCAGGAUUGUCACAGCUUUGUCGAGAAGUUGGGAAACGAAGAGGAAGAUCGGGUGGCGGUUGUGGCCGAUUUGGAAUCGAUUCUGACGUUCUACUGUAAGAAUAGAAGUCUAGUUUACGAGUCGAAUAACGGAUGGAUAGAGUUGCUGUUGCCGUUGCUGUCCUUGAAGCUGUUGCGGUCUGAUACUUAUAAUCUUUUCGAGUCCCUUCGAGAUACGUAUAUUCCGAAAGGAUGCGUUAAGAAUGGGAACGUGUUUCAUAUAUUCCGGUUGCUGUUACAGUAUCAUGAUCCGGAAUUGUGCUCAAUUUUGGACACGAAGCGGAUUACUCCGGAUGCUUAUGCUAUGGGCUGGUUCCAGACGUUAUUUGCCUCGACCUGCACGCUGCAAGUGGUUUUGGCCAUGUGGGACCUGUACUUCCAGCAGUCGGAUCCGUUCCUAGUAUUCUUUCUUAGUUUAAUUGUGUUAAUCAACGGACGUGAUCAAAUAAUCGCAAUGAAGAGCGCCUCCAAAGAAGAACUUCUGAGCAUGCUAGUCAAUAUGCCGUGCAACAUUGAGGCAGACGAUGUCAUGGAUUUUUGCUCAUUGGCCCAAUACUACUCGAUGAAGACUCCAUCAUCAUUCAAACGUGACCUUUUGCAAGUCCUGUUUGGCGCUCAGAGCAAUGCCGCGGAAGCCAACGUCGUUUCCCAAGCACUCUGCUUGCCGGUUUCUGUCCAUGAACUCGUUGAGAAUGCGUCCAGUGAAAACACCAAUCCAGAAGCGGUCAGAUUCUUCCUUGUCGAUUGUCGCCCAGCUGAACAAUACAAUUCUGGACAUCUUUCGACGGCAUUCCAUUUGGACAGCAAUCUGAUGCUUCAAGAACCUAUCGCUUUCCAAACAGCUGUUCAAGGGCUUUUGAGAUCCCAGAAAAAUGCCAUCGAAGCCAAUUCCAACGCUGGUGGAGAGCAUCUUUGCUUCCUCGGGUCCGGCAGACUUGAAGAAGAUCAGUAUACCCACAUGGUUGUAGCAUCGUUCCUCCAAAAGAACACAAAAUAUGUCUCCCUGUUGACGGGAGGCUACGAAGCGAUUCACGAAUACUUCGGGGACAACAUGAUUGAUUGCUUGGAAGACCACGAUCCGUUGAAGUGUCUCGUCUGCAACAAAGAGCAACUUCCUUACGGCAAAAGCGUUAACAAUAAUAACAUCACCAACCCUGGCAGCGUGAAGCAACCGGAAAAUCGUCGAAACAACAACGCACCAGAAGGUCCCGAGCGCAAACCUACCGUUGACCUGUUUAGCAAACUUUCCUCAGUCAUGAAGUCGAAGUCAGCUGAAGUGAAGGGCAAGCUAAUCGACUACAUCUCCAAUCCGAACCCAAAUGGUCCCGUUCCGGAGAAACACGUGUCUCGCACUGAGCGCAAUGGAAAACGCUACCGAAACGUACCGCCGGUCUUCAGCAUUGGCGAGGAUCAGGAUGACGAAGACCUUCCCCCAUCCAACGAUCUUCCCUCCCCACAACCGCUCCCCAAUCGUGAAUCCCCCGACGACGUUGUCUCGAUUCAAUCCUAUCUGAAACAAUCGGACGUAAUUCGUCACUUCAAGUGCCAAGAAGUUCACCUCAACGGGUACAUGUACGACAGCUACCUUCUCGUAACGGCGUCCCAUAUCAUCGUCUUAAGGGAACUCGAUCGCAAGGACAAGGCCCGCAUCAUUGUUCGCCGUCCGCUGCAAUCGAUCGUCAAAAUCACCGCCAAAAAGCGUCACCGGGAUUUGAUCACCUUCAAGUACGGUUACCCCGAGGAAGAGAACCUGGUCAUCACCGAUAUGGAUCGUUUCUUGAUUCCGAAUGCCAGCGAGGCGACCGAAUUGAUUUCCAAGCACAUUAUCAAGCAGACGUAGAAACCCUCACUCCUGCAACCUUGUAACGCUAUAGUUAACCGUCCCGGAGAUUGUUACUGACUUCGAGUAUCCACUUUCAAACAAUGAUGGAAUAUUCACCCGAUUAGAACAAGUUUUAUCAGAAAUCACACAAUUUAGAAACAACAUUUUACGACGCAAACUGAUGCUAAAUGAAAUAACCGUUUUAACUAUUGUUCCUCUUCUUUAUGGUUUUUCGCCACGAACCUUGAAAACCUAAUUUUAACUAGAUGCCCAAUGCUUUCAAAUGAACGUUUUUUCUUGUCAGUGUUUUCUAGAAAUUUUAUUUAUACUUUAAGAAUCUUCAGGUAUCAUUUUUAUAGUUUUAAACAGAUAGCAAGAAAGUUCUAUUAUAUUUAAUGAAAGAUAACCGGAAGCUUAGAUGUGUUUAUUAUUUUGAUUCGUUAAGGCAGCACAGUGCUUUGUAGUAAUUCUGUAUAAAUCUUGUAGUGAGACUUCAAUAAAGACCUAAACAACUGAA